UCGCACACACAUUGCGCCCAAAUGGAGUGUUGUUCCGUCCGAUCACCACCGAUAGUGACGAUCAUACCCUCAUCUCUUCCCAAGAGUGGCUUCUUCAUCGAGAAACAUUUUGUGCAUGGCCAGGUUCUCAAAUACUCCAAUUCAAAGAGUCACUCCAAUGCCAGAAACCUCAAACAUUCUCAUACAAUCACAGCCCGACAAGUUUCAGGCAUUGCAAAAAUCAGCUCAAUAGCGGUUGAAGCUGUUCCUAAGACUGUGAAUACAAAAGAUGAGAAUCUUGCAUUUGUUGCUGGUUCUACUGGGAGAGUUGGCUCGAGAACAGUGAAGGAGCUUCUGAAACUUGGAUUCAAAGUUAGAGCUGGUGUGAGGAGUGCUCAGAAAGCAGAGUCUCUGGUCCAGAGUGUUAAAGAAAUGAAGCUUGACAUUGACGGAACUCAAUCAAAUAACAGGAAUUCUUUGGUCUUUAGCCCAGCUAUAGACAAGCUUGAAAUUGUGGAAUGUGACUUGGAGAAACGAGGUCAGAUUGGACCAGCAUUGGGCAAUGCAUCUAUAGUUAUAUGCUGCAUUGGUGCUAGUGAGAAGGAGGUUUUUGAUGUUACAGGUCCUUACCGAAUUGACUAUCAGGCUGCCAAAAACCUCGUCGAUGCAGCAACUGAUGCAAAGGUUAAGCAUUUUAUUUUGGUUUCAUCGCUGGGAACAAACAAAGUUGGAUUUCCUGCUGCUAUUCUAAAUUUAUUUUGGGGGGUCCUCAUUUGGAAGAGGAAAGCAGAGGAAGCACUAUUAGCCAGUGGUAUACCUUACACUAUAGUGAGACCUGGAGGAAUGGAGCGACCAACUGAUUCUUACAAGGAAACUCAUAAUAUGAAUCUUUCAGAAGAAGAUACUUUGUUUGGUGGUCAGGUCUCAAAUCUUCAGGUGGCAGAACUCAUGGCAUUCAUGGCCAAGAACCGUAGUCUUUCAUACUGUAAAGUAGUGGAAGUUAUUGCAGAAACAACUGUGCCAUUGACUCCCAUGGAGAAGCUUCUUGCCAAAAUACCAUCUCAACGCAUUGAACCAAAGGAUUCAGAUGCUGCAAGUGAGUCCCAGCCUGUGCCUCCUAAAAGUGUGGUGUCUGGGGCUGCAAGUACAGUUGAAGAGGAACCUUUCAGAGAAGAAGUAGUGGUGACAAGGCAGCCAUUUUCUCCAUAUACUGCUUAUGAGGAUCUCAAGCCUCCUAGCUCUCCAAGCCCUACACCGAGUGGUGCCGAAAAGAUAUCUGAAGAAGUUCCGUCACCAUCAAAUGGAGGCAACAAUGUGCCAACGGUUACAGUUUCUGGUGUUUCUGAGAAUGAUCCUUCUCAGAAUUUGACUUCUAACAAUUCACCCUUCCUUGUAUAUGAUGAUAUGAAGCCCCCAACAUCACCAACACCGAAUCAGCCUGAUGGGACCCUCCUAUCAACAUUGUCCCAAGAUGGCUCAUUGCAGAUGCCCACCAUGUCUGGCAACGACACAAGUCAACCUUUAACAGCAGAUAUACCAGUGGAGAAGCAGCAUCAUAAUGAACCAAAACCAAGACCAAGGCCACUUUCACCUUUUACUAUGUAUGAAGACUUAAAGCCUCCAACGUCUCCCAUGCCAUCCCCGGGGAAAAGCAAAUGACACCACCACCUAGCAAUUUUAGCAAGGUGACUGGGAGUUGACUGAAACACUGUGCUGCAGAACGCAAUUGGCAUCUUUUCCUUGGAAUUUGUCAAAGGCUACCAAGUGAAAUCGGCACAGCUUUUCUUGAGAUAUUCAUUCUGAAUUCACCACUUUUUCUCUAGACAUAGUUGUCAAAAAUUCAAUGUCAUAUAAGUUUCUUCUUUAAUGUCAUCAGAAUUCUUGGUAUGUUGUGUGCAUGAUUUUCUAGAAUUCAUGUUAUCAUUGAAUGCUAGAGACAGUGUUAGGGAUGGAUCAUCUAUAACAUUUUUAAGGAGCGUUCAUGCAUGUGAAAAAACGAGAUUCGUUGGGCACAAAGAACUGAAUUGGCUCGACAAACUUGUGGAAAAACAAGUUGGUUGCUUUACCCCUUUCAUCUGUAUAUGAUGCAUGUAAUGGAAGCAAAUAUUAUCACCA
Tripterygium wilfordii is the source of this 2094-nucleotide messenger RNA. Its product is annotated as protein TIC 62, chloroplastic. Lineage: Eukaryota; Viridiplantae; Streptophyta; Magnoliopsida; Celastrales; Celastraceae. The transcript is spliced from 14 exons. The coding region runs from base 22 to 1638 and encodes 538 amino acids. The record is from RefSeq and is a predicted model, not a curated record.